GGGUUUCAUUUAACUGCUGCUCAAAAUUCUACCCUGGAAGCAAAGCUAUGUCUGAGCUCGAGACCAGGGCUGUAACUGACUUUGUAAGAAGCCGAAAGGACAGCUUCCUGUGUUUCCUCAGCAUCCACUCCUAUGGCCAGAUGCUCCUGAUUCCCUACGGACACCCCAACUACACCGCUCCCAACUAUGAUGAACUGGGAGCAACAGAAGCAAUAUGGAAGGUUCACCGAACAAACUACACUGUAGGAACCCCGCCCGAUGUAUUAUACCCCAUAACUGGUUCAGCCACUGACUGGGCUCGGAUGCAGGGGAUCCCUUUAACCUACAUCUUUGAGCUGAGAGACAAUGGGACAUACAGGUUUGAGCUUCCUGAGGAUCAGAUCCAGCCUACAUGCGAGGAGGCCUACAGAGGAGUUUUGUACAUCAUCACCUACGCCCACGACAAGACGUUUAACGGUGCUGUAGCCAACACUGCUGUGACCCUUUCCGGCAUACUGUUGGCAGCAGGUGUCACUGGAGCCACCCUGAGAUGAGAGCUGUUUGAUUUCAGUCAUUCUGCAAUUUGUGGCACUUAUAUUUAGUUCUUCAAGUAAUUUUUCAGAAAUAGAGUUUUAAAGUU
Maylandia zebra (zebra mbuna) is the source of this 619-nucleotide messenger RNA. The record is from RefSeq and is a predicted model, not a curated record. NCBI's taxonomy places the organism in Eukaryota, Metazoa, Chordata, Actinopteri, Cichliformes, Cichlidae.